AAUUUUAUUUGCCCUCUGUUAGCUGAAAAGUGUGUCUGCAACUUACAGCAUGCUUGUUGCCACGUAGAAAACUUUGUAAAUAUUUUUUUUGGUUAGAUCUGCACAGUGACCAUUGUGUUUGAAACUCUGUAGAGCAACAGAAGUAAACGCUGCCUGGAUGACCACUGCCCUGAUCAUGGAGACCAUUCCCAGUGGAGAUGGAGCCCAAGACGUGAUUGAGCUGGAGGCUGUGAGGAUACCGCACAGAGGAGUAAGAUUUGAUCUGACACAUGAGAAUCAAGAAGACCUGAUUGAGGAACAGAGUUACCAGGAGACCAAUCAAACAGAUGCACUGUUGAGGAAUCACUGGUCCACUUCAACCCAAAGGGUCCUUUCCUCCUUGCCUAGUCGCUCUAUUGGAUGGAGUCAGACAGCUGUGCUCUCCCAACACCGGCGCCGAUCCACCCAGAGACGCAGAAGAAGACCUUACAGCACUGUCUCCACCACACCCUGCACUACAGAGCAGGACACUUUUAUAGGGCUGGAAGUCUGCUCCAUUGAUGUGACUGGAAUUGAAGAGUUUCUAAAGAACCUGCAGGGUUUGUCUGCUGGUGAAUGUGUGCGUCUGUUGCGUGAAAUGCCUCUUACUGUUUCUGAGAAGCGUCAACUGAGAGCUCUGGCUUCUCAUGGGGAAUCUGGACAGUCUCUCUCUGCUAACAGAGCUCUGUGCUACCAUCAGUUUCAAGCUCGUGUCUUGAAGGGCCUGUGUGGUGGCUGGUUAGGUAGACUACAGCUGGGGCAGGGUGUGCUUAAAAGCAUCAGUGCCCGCUUUGGCACCGGGGUCCUGUCCUAUUUUAUCUUCCUCAGAACUCUGUUACACUACAACAUCCUCCUCUUCCUCAUCAACAGUCUCUUUUUGCUCCUGCCACAAAUUACAAAUCCUCCUCGUUCAGAAGCCAGAAACACAGCUGCCCACACAGACCUCUGGCUGCUUACUGGGAUGGGUGUUCUCACAGACUCUGGCAUGUUUUAUGGUUACUAUUCCAACUUCACAAGUGGAAACUGCAGAGCUGAAAAUAAAAUAUGUCCCGAAAAUUACAACAUUCCACUGGCGUAUAUAUUUACCAUUGGAAUAGGCCUGUUUGUCACCUGCGUAAUGCUAGUGCACAGCAUGUCUAAAUCAUUCGGAAAGAGUUUCCACAUAUUCAAGUCUAAUGGUUACCUUGCUUUGAAGGUGUUCUGCUCAUGGGACUUUAAAAUGAGCAGGACAAGAUCUGUUAAACUGCAGUCAGUGAACAUCUGCACUCAGCUGAAGGAGAUGCUUUCAGACCUUAGCUGCAGUAAGCAGAAGAGAAACGUGAGGUCAACAUUGGGCUGGUUAGCUAUACGUGCACUUGUAUGGUCCAUCUGCCUACUUAGCAUAGCUAUGUGCUUGCUGACUGUUAACCACAUCCAUCAAAACAUUGACCUGAAAGUUGAUUCUGUGAAUUUGCUGCUGAUGCCCCUGGUCGUGUCUUGCAUCAGCCAUCUACUGCCUGGUUUCUUCAACAUCUUAUCUAGGGCGGAGCAUUACGAGUCACCGAAUGUUCACAUUUAUGUCUCCAUCAUAAGGAACUUGUUGUUGAAGGGUUGCAUUUUAAUUCUGUUGUGUUCCCACUGGCUGAGGAUGAUUGCUGCCCAGCAGGAAGCACAAAAUAAACAGUGCUGGGAGACAUUUGUUGGUCAAGAGCUUUAUAGGCUGGUUUUGAUGGAUCUCAUAUUUGCGAUGCUUUACAUUGUCUUUGGAGAGUUUCUGUGGGGGCUGUGUACACAAAAUAUGUCAUUGAGAAGAAGGAAACUAGUGUUUGACAUUUCACGAAAUGUUCUGGAGCUCAUCUAUGGUCAAAUGCUUGUGUGGCUCGGUGUUCUGUUUGCUCCGAUGCUGCCUGCAGUACAAACUGGGAAACUGUUUCUCCUGUUCUACAUGAAAAAGACAAGUUUGGUGACGAACUUCCAAGCACCCAGGAAGCACUGGAGAGCGACACAGAUGAGCACCCUCUUCAUCACCCUCCUGUUCUUCCCCUCAUUCAUUGGGCCCCUGGCAUGUGUCAUAUAUACAGUGUGGAGGAUCGAGCCGUCGCCAGAGUGCGGGCCAUUGAGGAACCUCUACAACAUACUCCUCUCAGGCGAACAGUGGAUCAGGGUCCUGGAAAAUUCGAACUCCAGUAUGGCCUGGCUGAGCUGGGCAUACACAAACCUGGUGGACAACCCUUUAUUCCUUUUCAUUAUCACAGGCCUGUUACUAAUCUUUAUAUACAUACACACACAUGUUUUGGAUGGCCAAAAAAAAGUUAUUUCAAAGUUGCAGGAACAAAUAAACAAUGAGGGUGAAGAUAAGAAGUUCCUUAUAGCUAAGCUGCAGGCACUCAAUGAGCAGGGUGGUCAUGUGUUAUAACUCAAAGCAUUCAGAGAUAUAAGGAAGGCUGGAUUCUACAGAACAUUUGCAACAAAACCUAAUCCAGGAAACAUGAGACCUGCAAAACCAGUGCAUGGCAAAUAAACUAGGAUUAGAGCUGCUUGUUGGACUCAAAUUACACUUGACCUUUGUUGUGUCCUUGUUGUGUAAUCAUGUAAAAAAUAUUUUUAAAUAUGUUUUUUUUUUAUGCCUCAGUUACUUUCUGGUUAUACUGUAUGUUUUUAUUUUUUUUGUUGUUGUCUUGUAUCAGUUCUUUUAUGUUGCAUCUCAACUGCAACAUUUUGGUAUCUUUGAGGAAAUGAUGGUCAUUUUAAAUACAGUUUUAAAUGUAAUUUAAAGUAAUUUAGCAUUUCCCAUGACAUGUUAAAGCGAUUCAAUUAAGUUUAUCGCUUUGCUGUUAUUUGGAGGUUUAAGAUGUACAAAUAAAUGCACAUUUUAAAACA
This is a messenger RNA of Myxocyprinus asiaticus (Chinese sucker), 2877 nucleotides long. Its product is annotated as transmembrane channel-like protein 6. Bases 158 to 2413 code for a protein of 751 amino acids. The transcript has 20 exons. Gene Ontology annotation, cellular component: plasma membrane. Lineage: Eukaryota; Metazoa; Chordata; Actinopteri; Cypriniformes; Catostomidae. Gene Ontology annotation, molecular function: mechanosensitive monoatomic ion channel activity. The record is from RefSeq and is a predicted model, not a curated record.